Messenger RNA from Penicillium digitatum Pd1, 6291 nucleotides. RefSeq lists its product as uncharacterized. Gene Ontology annotation, cellular component: phagophore assembly site. Gene Ontology annotation, molecular function: phosphatidylinositol-3-phosphate binding. Lineage: Eukaryota; Fungi; Ascomycota; Eurotiomycetes; Eurotiales; Aspergillaceae. Gene Ontology annotation, biological process: autophagy of mitochondrion; reticulophagy; piecemeal microautophagy of the nucleus. The record is from RefSeq and is a predicted model, not a curated record.
AUGACGUCGUACUUCAUGCCAUCGUUCUUCCAGAAGCGGCUCCUCAAAUACGCCCUAUCCCGCCUGGGCCUGGUCGACACAGAGGCCUUGGAUCCGGAUAACCUAGGCGUCCGUUGGGGACAACGUUCUACAGUCGAGUUGAAGGACAUUGGUCUCAAAUUAGAGAAAUUAUCGACUUUGCUUAAUCUUCCUUCGUCAUGUGAGCUUCUUAGCGCCCGAGUUCAGCUUCUUCGAAUCACUUUUCCUGCCGAUUUUCACAACAGCGGCAUCCUGUGCGAGGCAAACGGUAUUGACGUACACAUUCGGUUAAUGUCAGACGAGGCGAAAAAAGGAAAGCAUGCGAAAAACAAGGACAAAAAUUACCACUAUUCAGCGGUGCCCACACCGUCUGGUCUUGCCGAGUCAUUCCUUGAGUCCGAACCAAAGGAGGAAAGGGAAGAACUGCAAGCCGCAAUAUUGUCACAGUCACAGGUCCUGGAAUACGACCCGUUGGCCUGGUCUACCGAUGAUGAUACCGAUCUCGGCAUUGGGAGUGAGACUCUAUCACUGCCGAGCUUUGUGGCUGGAUUUUUGAAAGGCGUUGUAGAUAGACUUCAAGUCAAGAUUAAAGAUGCAGUUGUGCGAGUGGACAUGGAGUUGAAGCAAGAUGGAAUGCCAAAACGGCAACCGGAACAUAAGCCGGACCUUGUCGCUGGACUACUGAGCGUCGGGGAAAUCGAUGUGUACGGAGUAUCCGAGAAAACUAUCGGCCCGGAGGAGGGUCUCCCUCUCCGAAAAGACAAGCGCCUCAUCUCUAUCGCCGAUCUCAAUAUUGGUUUGGUUUCGGACCCAUCGGUGUUUUCAAACUACUCUAGGUUUGCUGCCCCUGCAUCUCCGUCAACUAUGCGGUCAAAAGGAAGCCAGCCGUCAAGCAGAGCGUCAUCGCCCUCUGCAUCGGAUCGCUCCCAGGAAGAACCUCUUGCGAUGACCCAAUCAACUAUUUUCCAGCUGCCGCAAGCUUUUGGCCAUUCAAGUACCACGACAGGUAGUUUGGAAGCUUCUGAAAUUUCCCAUGGUCGAUUUUCAGACGCCGAGUCUGAGUCAGGUAGUUGCAGGGAUGGAUACAUGGAGGAUUCUCAAAUGUUUGGAGAUCACCCCUUUCAAGACAACCCGGGCUACCUGGAAUCGGUUAUUGACGAACAAUUUGAUGAUUUUGAUGAUGAGCUGUCACCGGUUAUACAUCCCCAAGAAGACCGACAGACCGGGAGUGAAUGGAGAAGCCACUUUUCUUAUGGCCCGCAAAGCCUGUAUCAGAGCCAAGAGGUCGAAUGCUCUGACGAACCCUUAAUUCCCUCUGACAACUAUCAUACGUCCCAAACUUACGACACAAAUCACAGCUCAAUCGGCCCUGAAAUUAACGAAGUCACGCCACCCACACAGAGUUUCAAUGAUUGCAACGAAAUUGAACUUGGCGAAAGAUCACAAUUGAGUUUAUCACCCCGUCAUUUAAAUACAUCUACUCCACGCCCAGGGCCUGACAGCACGGGUUCACGAGAAGAACCCCAAAAUACCGAUCUCAACGAGUCGAAGCUUUUCUCCCACGAUGAGGCGCAAAGUCUUUACAUGAGUGCUAUCAGCCAGAAUCCGAGUGAGAGCUUCAUGCCACAUAUUCCAGGCGCAUGGGGCUCGUUUGGCGGUGCCUUCUCAAACUCCCAGAGUGCCUUUGAUGACUUCGCACCUAUGGAGCCAGCACAGUCCGCACAAGUUCAAAAUGAAACGAGUUCAAAAUACACAGCCCCAUCAGAGGACAACAUCACUGAGCAGCAGGGUUCUGAGGAUCAAGUCCCAUCUCAAAAAUUGCACAAUGAAAGACCCUCAACCCCAUCAUGUAAUGGGUUGCACCGAAGUAAUGAAUUGAAAAAAUCGGUACUGUCUGUUGACAGGAUUUUGCUAUGGCUCUCGCCUCCUGAUUCCGAAGUAGGAUCAACCGAACAGUCACCUGUGCCACAAAAAGAGAAUGCAGCCAGUGACCUGAAUGAAUCCAUGGCUAGCCUUGGGGACUAUGCACCCGAAGAAAGUCUUUUUGCCUCCAGAGCUUACAAAUCUACAAGGUUCGGAAGAGACUUCCUUGAGGCACGGCCUCAACCAAGUGCUGAGACUGAGCUACCUGAAAUCGCCGUUGAAGUUUUCUCUGUCUCUGUGCAUUUCGAUUUUGCAAUUGGUUGGCUUUUAAUCAAGAUCGGACAAAAGUUGGCCCACGCUCUUGGUAUGGCUGAAACAGGUCCGUCUGAGAAGCAAUCACGAAAGGACCUGUCCACGCGCACACCACCUGUUCAUCUUGCCGUCCAUACUUUUUCAAUAAAAUUCAUCGAACGUGUUUCCGGGCAUGUAUAUUCGUCCGACACUAAUUGUUCGCCUUUGUCUUCCCCCUACAGCAUGGAAAAUGUGAUUCUUCGUCUUACUAUCUCUGGUUUGGAUGCUCACCUUUCAGCUCAAAGUACAACUACCAAGAUGAAUCUUGGUGUGUCCAAGUUUGCAUUCGGGUUGGUAUCAGAGGAUAUCAUAUUCUUUGAUGAAAGAUUGAAGAUGCGCGAAUCCACGCGUGAUGUUUUAUCGCCUUCGCAAGGAGAUAUUUGUAUUUCUUUGGCCAAGUCCGCUGAUCUGGCCAAGGUUGACAUCUCCACGCUGCCUCUUCACAUUAACAUCAACAUACAGCGCCUGGAAGAGGUCCUAGGCUGGAUGGGAGGCCUAAGCACCAUUCUCGAACUUGGAAGUUCAAUGUCAUCCGUGUCAACAGUCAAAGGCGGUCCUCCUCUUCCCGUACAGCGCCCCCGUGGUGUCCAUUUUGAGACACCUGUCCCAGCUGUUGCCGCGACCAAGGGCACUUCAGCCAUAUGGAAAGUCAAUGCCAGGCUAGGUGCCAUCCUGCUAGAUGUUACUGGAGAAACCCAUUCUCUUCAACUUACCACGACCGCCGUCAAAAUUGUCAGUAGGUCAGAAGGGAUUGGCAUUCAAAUAGACAAGGCCAAAAUGAUUGGGCCACUUUCGAUGGAUGACGCUUUAUCUGAUCCCCCCGCAAAAAAUACCUUGAACAACAUCCGCCUUGAAUUCCUUUUUGCCCCGAAAGAGGUCGAUCUUGAUCGUCUUUUGACAUUGAUUACCCCAUCCCAGGACAAAUUUGGAGUGGAAGAUGAUAUCAUGCUAGACACACUGUUGCGCCAGCGACGACAAGGAUCUGUUCUGCGUGUGACAGUGGGGCGCAUGGAAACAUCCAUUUCGGAAAUCAAUGGAUUAGAGCCUCUCUCGUCUCUUGCUGUUGAGCUGACUCGGCUUUCCAACGUCACCAAGUAUUUGCCAGAAGAUGACCGCCCUGGCAUUCUUACUUUGAUGCUGGUUCGUGACUUCCAAGGACACGUCCAAGUUGGCGGAGAAGUUGGGGAUAUUGAAGGUCAACUUACUGAUGUUGAAUUUGCACACAUCACCAUGCCUUCCCUCACUGCGGCCCAAAUCGGAACAAUGACCGUCAGUUGGAAUGAUGGCGAAGAGCUGGUGGGGCAUGCCCUUUGGCCGCCGAACAAAUUUCAUGAUCCAGAGCGGUCCUGUCCUCCAGUCUUCAUGGCUCGUUUUAUACCCGAUGAGAUGGAUCCUACCUACAAAAUCAAACUACACAACCUUCUUCUUGAGUAUACGGUACCAUCAGUGGUGGCCUUCCUUGGACUGGGUGACGACAAGAUAAGCGGAGAUUUGGCCAGCAGUAUGGUCAACUCUAUCGCCAAUCUUGCGGAGCACUCUAUGCCAUCACCUUUGAUUGCAGGGCGACCGACGUCGAAUGAAUCCAGCUCUUCGACAAAACCGGUCAAACUGGCAAUUGUGUUCAGAGAUUGUGUCCUUGGCCUGAACCCUCGCAAUUCUCCAGCAAAAGGUCUUGCAGUCCUCACUAAUGCCAAGUUCGAAGGAAGUAUCCACGGAGAGGAAGCUGCGGAAGCAUGGUUGGAUGUUAGGAAAGCCUCGCUUAUGAUCAUCGACGACGUGUACCAUGAGGGCGCUGACAACCUGCACCAACGGGGCUCGGUCGUUCCACAAGACACACAGGCGCAAGCGUAUAUUGAUAAAGGCUACGUUCCUGUUUCUUCCAUCUCAUCGGCGACUGCUGGCGUCAAGCUUACCAGCGCCAUUGAUGGGACAAAAUCAUUGGACGUCGAGUUGAGAGAUGAUCUGUUGAUCCUCGAGACCUGCGCGGAUUCAACUCAGACGCUCAUUAGCAUUAUGAAUGGGCUUCAGCCACCAGCUCCACCAAAUGUCAAUAUCAAAUAUCGAACAGAGGUUAUGCCCAUCCAAGACAUGAUUGCCUCUUUCACCGGGGACGCAUUUGCUGCUGCUGAUCAUCCCGUUCCCAGUGAUAACGAUCUGGCCACUAUCUCUGGAGGAUUAUCCAGGGAAGGCCAGCUGACCGAUGAACUCGAAUACGUCAGCGAUUUCUAUCCCCUGAAGGGCGGCCCUGGUGGUAUGGGUAUUGAAGAAUUGAAAGCGGGCUCCAACGAUCUGCUGGACAGCUUUCAUUCUCAAUACCAAGUUUCUUCCAGCCUGACAGAAUUGGACUUCCAGGAGGACCAUUUCGCAAAGAAGUCAGCUGUGGGUGGAACCGCUCAUCGGUGGGACUCUACCCAGAACACUUACGGAGUCACCGAUGACACGAAGCUCGAGCGUAGUCCUUUGCGUGUGCGUGUGCGAGACGUGCAUUUCAUCUGGAAUCUCUUUGAUGGAUAUGACUGGCAGCGCACUCGUGACGCAAUAUCCAAAGCUGUCAAGGAUGUGGAAACCAAGGCCACAGAACGCCGUUCAAGGGGCUCACGCAUUUCACCUUCGGCAGAAGAUGAAGAGGAGUCUGUCAUUGGCGAUUUUCUCUUCAAUUCCAUUUACAUCGGUAUUCCAGCCAACAAGGAUCCACGGGAACUCCACCGUGAAAUCAACCAUGAUAUCGAUGAUUUUGCCAGCGAGACCGGCAGCUACGCAACUACCAUUACUGUGACUGGGGCUGGAACUCGCCAGGGCCGGCCAACAUCUAAGAGGGAGAAGAAAUUACGCUUGCAUCGGAGCAAACAUCACAAAAUGACGUUUGAGUUGAAGGGUGUCUCUGCCGAUCUGAUUAUCUUCCCACCGGGCACAGAAGAGACCCAGAGCUCGUUGGAUGUGCGGGUCCAGGAUCUAGAAAUCUAUGAUCAUGUUCCGACAUCCACAUGGAAGAAGUUCGCAACAUACAUGCGUGAGGCUGGAGAAAAGGAGAGCGGGACGAGCAUGGUUCAUCUUGAAAUUCUGACUGUAAAGCCUGUGCCUGACUUGGCUGCUUCUGAGAUAAUUCUAAAGGCCACUGUUCUGCCUCUCCGGUUGCAUGUUGACCAAGAUGCUCUUGACUUCAUGAGUCGGUUCUUCGAGUUUAGAGACGAGACCGCCGAACGAUCUGAUACCCCGGGCGAUGUUCCAUUCUUGCAGCGAGUAGAAAUAAACGCCGUGCAGGUCAAAUUAGACUUUAAGCCUAAGCGGGUCGACUACGCAGGACUCCGGUCCGGCCGCACAACCGAGUUCAUGAACUUUUUCGUACUGGAUGGCGCUGACAUGGUGCUACGACAUGUGAUCAUCUACGGAGUAUCCGGCUUCGACCGAAUGGGCCAAACUCUCAACGACAUCUGGAUGCCAGAUGUGAAACAGAACCAACUACCCGGUGUGCUCGCCGGUCUCGCACCGAUUCGCUCCCUAGUCAACGUCGGCAGCGGCGUGCGCGACCUGGUCGUCAUUCCAAUGCGUGAAUACAAAAAGGACGGCCGAAUCGUGCGCAGCAUUCAAAAGGGCGCUCUAGCCUUCGCCAAGACCACGUCCAACGAGCUGGUCAAACUCGGCGCAAAACUUGCAAUCGGCACACAGACCGUCCUCCAAGGUGCGGAGGACAUGCUGACUACCCCCAGCGCACCAGCGUUCGACGACGAUUGCCUCGACGAAGACGAAGAUGAAGCCAAGAAUAUCUCACUGUACGCUGACCAGCCGGUUGGAGUAGUACAGGGACUGCGUGGGGCAUUUAGUGGUCUCGAACGCGAUCUGCUCUUAGCUCGGGACGCGAUCGUGGCCGUACCCGGGGAGGUGGUCGAUAGUGGGAGCGCAAAGGCAGCCGCAAAAGCAGUCUGGAAGCGCGCGCCCACGAUUAUUCUCCGACCCGCUAUCGGGGUAUCCAAGGCCGUGGGACAGACUCUGCUUGGUGCGGGGAACACGCUUGACCCGAGCAAUCGGCGCAAGAUGGAAGAUAAGUACAAACGGUACUGA